UAUGCUUGUGAUGAAGGUAUAGCUCGUGUUUUCCAAACUGGUGUGACUCCCGUCGUUAUGGCUGAAUUCACCUCGGGGUUUAACAUUUCGGAAGAUUUGGCGCUACGAAGAGAAUUUUGGGACUUAUAUGGAUUUAAGAAGUCAGAAAUUGAACUUCUCUUGGACAAUACUCUGGGUCUGUCAUCUGAUGUUAAAGAGGGGAUAACAAAAUGGUUAAAGGAGGAAAAUGACGGAUAUUUUUUUAAUCCUUAUCAAACUGAAGGCAUUUUCAACCCUGCGAGGAUUCUUUAUUGCAUUAAACAAAUGAUGGUGCAAAAGAAAUUUAUAGACGAACGUAUCCAGGAUACUUCAAUUAUCAUCAAUAAUCUCCUUGGCUUCCCUCCCGAUCCGCAAACAUUGCCCUCUCAAUCAACAUUGGACUUGAUU
Molecule: messenger RNA, 426 nt
Organism: Acaulospora colombiana
Lineage: Eukaryota; Fungi; Glomeromycota; Glomeromycetes; Diversisporales; Acaulosporaceae
Source: the annotation of a GenBank genome assembly